CGGGGCGGCCGCGGGCUGCAGGGAGCCAUGAGGGCGGCCAGCGGAGCCCUGGGCAUGGACAGCGCCGGGCGGACCAGGGAGGCCUACGUGGAGUACCUGAGGAGCAUCACCCUCAUCGCCCAGGCCCUGCAGGAGGAGGCGGCAGGGACAGAGAGCAGCGAGGGGGUCACCCCGGACACCCCGAAACUGCUGAAGCUGGCGGAGCAGUGCCUGGAGAGGGUCAAGUCCAUCGCAGCGGCGCUGGGUGAGUCGGGCGGGGGUCCCGCCGUGGGGAGCCGGGUGCCCCCGCAGGGCCCGGCUGGGCGUGGGGCACAGCCGGCCUGUCCUGCCCCCUCCCCAGGGAAAGCCCCGGUGAAAGCGGCUGCACAGGAGCGGGGUGGGGGCCCCGCGCCCCUCCCCAGGCACCGCCGCGUCUGCUCGGACGAGGGGGGCAAGCUGUCACCGUUCCUGCCCCCGGAGAUCUUCCAGAAGCUGCAGAUCGCUGAGGCACAGAGCGCGCGGAAGGAGCUGACCCCGCUGGAGGAGGCCUCCCUGCAGAACCAGAAGCUGAAGGCGGCCUACGAGGCGCGGGUGGCACGGCUGAACCCAAACCAGGCCGUGCAGAAAACAUCCCUGACGCUGUCCCUGCAGCGGCAGAUGAUGGAGAACCUGGUGAUCGCCAAGGCCCGAGAGGAGACUCUGCAGCGCAAGAUGGAAGAGCGGCGGCUGCGGCUGCAGGAGGCGGCCAACCGGAGGUUCUCCAGCAGCGUGGCACUCACCCCUGAGGAGCAGGAGCAGCGAGCACUCUACGCUGCCAUCCUCGAGUAUGAGCAGGACCAUGACUGGCCAAGGCAGUGGAAGGCGCAGCUGAAGCGGAGCCCGGCGGAUCUCUCAGUGGUGUCAGGGCUCUUCUCCUGCCUCCUGAGCUGCCCCGAGCACCCCAUCACGCAGCUGCUGCGGCGGCUGCAGUGCGCGGUGUACGCCCGGCUCUACCCCGCCGUCAGCCGCGGCCCCGCCGACGCCUCCCCGGCCUCCCCCUCGGCGCUGUCCUUCCUCUCGCUGGACGCGGGGGGCUCCUCGCUGCCCGCCGAGCCGGGGGGCCGCCGGCUCCGGGCGUCCCGCAGCCUGCACUGCAUGUUCUCGGUGCCCGAGCACGGCCCGGCGCUGCGCCACAGCCAGUCCAGCACGCCCCUGGCCGACAGCGGCGCCCCGGGGCCCGCCGAGCCCCCCGAGCCCCCCCGGGAGAGCUCCUUCGAGGACCUGGAGCGGUUCCUGGCGUCCCCCGAGGGCUGGGCCCCCGCAGAGCCCCCGGCCAGCUCCGGGCAGGACGCGGCGCUGCCGGAGCUGCUGAAGGGCGUCGUGAGGGACAUCCACAACGCCAUCGACAGGCUGCUGGCUCUGACUCUGCUGGCCUUCGAGGGGCUCGGCACUGCCGCCGGCAAGGACCAGUGCCUGGCCUGCCUGGAGGAGGCUUUCUUCCCCCCGCUGUGGGCCCCGCUGCUGGCCCUCUACAGGAGCGUGCAGCAGCCGCGCGAGGCGGCCCUGGCGCGCAGCAUGGAGCGGCACCGGCACGCCGGCCCCGCCGACGUGGGGCUGGCCUCGCGCCUCUUCCCGGCCGGGCCCGGCCGCCCCGCGUACGCCUCGGCCGUGCAGGACCUGCGCCUCAUCCCGCUGGAGAGCUGUCCCCGCAGGAAGCUGGAGUGCAUCGUGCGGGCCCUGCGCGGCAUCUGCGAGUGCGCCGAGGAGUACUGCGGCACGCGGGACGCCCGGAGCCUCGCCACGGCCGCCAUACGACCUGCUGCCCAUCCUGUCCUACGUGGUGCUGCAGACGGGGCUGCCCCAGCUGCUCUCCGAGUGUGCAGCCCUGGAGGAGUUCAUCCACGAGGGGUACCUGAUCGGGGAGGAGGGGUACUGCCUGACGUCCCUGCAGAGCGCCCUGUCCUACGUGGAGUCGCUGCAGUGAGGAGGGGGCGGCGCGGGACCCCCGCACCCCCGGGCAGGAUGUGUGCAGGCUCGGCGCCGCGGCAGGAGCCCCGGCAGGACUACGGGCAGGAAUUCCGGCAGGAGUUCUACCAGGAGUACCGGCGCUCUCUGGAGCGGGAGCUGGGCCCCGCCGGGAGCUGCCCCGGCCCCGCCGUGGCGGAGCGGCUGCGGCAGCGGCUGCAGCAGGAGCCGGCGCUGCUGGAGGCCCUGCAGGAGGACGCCCUGGCACUGCUGGCCCGGGGGCUGCGGGACCACCCCGACCCCGGGCUGGCGCUGCGAGGCCUGGCCAGCGCCUUCCGGCUGCUGGAGCUGGCUGCCGUCAACCUCUACCUCUUCCCGUGGCGCCGGGAGUUCGGCACCAUCCCGGUGAGGCCCUGGGGCGGCGUGGGGACGGUGUGGGGGUACCCAGACACCUCCAGCCACGCUCCCCGCUCUCCUUGCAGACCUUCUCCGGCGCCUACGUGCACCUGCUGCGCCCGGCGCUCCCCGAAGCCGACCUGGAGCGGAGUUUGGGCCGGCUGGGCUACGAGCGGCGGGACCGGCACCGCCUGGCCAUGGAGCGGCGGCCCCCGGGGCCUGCGCUGGUCGCUGCUGCUGUUGGCUUCCUGGCCUGCCGCCUGGAGUGUGAGAUCCUGGCAGAGCUGGCGCCGCGCCUGCGGUGCCCCCGCACCGAGGAGCUGCUGGAGGCGCGGCAUCGGGCCGGGGGUGCCCAGGGGUGCCUGGAGGUGCUGCAGGACCCGGGGACGCGGCCCGGGGCGGCUGCUGGCUGCGGUGACGGCGUGGAUCUCUACCGGGAGAGGCCUGACAGCCCUGAGGGCACGGGGAGCAAGGACACAGCCCCCCCAGCGCUGUGGAGGGACCCUCAGGAUGUGCCCAGGAGGGGCUGGGGACGCUGCGACAGCACGCUUGGGCCAGAGCCCGUGGGCAGCGCUGAGCCGGACACCUCCUCUCGCCUCCUCCCGGAGCCCCGGGCUUGCACCCAGGCCCCGCCAGAGCUGCCCUGCUACCAGCUGCACUCGUGCCUGCAGCGGGGCAUGCUGCCCUCGUACUGCUGCAGCACGUGCCGGCAGCUGCACGGCGGCGGCUGCGCCCUGGGCCGCGCCUGCCGCAGCCGGCACCGCGGGCAGGAGCUGCGCGGGGAGCGGCAGCAGCGCCUCUGGCUGCAGCGCAGCGAGCUGGACAUGCUGCUGGCCAAGGGGCCUGCGCCCCGCUGCUGACACGGCUCUGCUGCCCCCGCGGGGGGCACGGCUGCUGCUUGGCACAAGGACCCGGACUUGUCAGCCCUGAGACAGCGGUGCCAGGCCCUGCCCAGCCCAGGCACUGCUGCUGUAAAUUAUUCAGUGCAUCAGUAAAGUGGCUGUCUCAGCC
Passer montanus (Eurasian tree sparrow) is the source of this 3330-nucleotide messenger RNA. Its product is annotated as VPS9 domain-containing protein 1-like. Gene Ontology annotation, cellular component: cytoplasm. The record is from RefSeq and is a predicted model, not a curated record. NCBI's taxonomy places the organism in Eukaryota, Metazoa, Chordata, Aves, Passeriformes, Passeridae. The transcript is spliced from 15 exons. The coding region runs from base 28 to 3249 and encodes 1073 amino acids.